AUGUGUGCCCCGGUCUUCCCCGAUCUCUUCGAACACGAAGAGGACAUCGACCAGGACGAAGCCAUCCGCACCGGCAAAGUCAUCAACCAAGCGACCCCGCCGCUACGGACGUGGAGGAAAGGCACUGCUCUACCUAUUUUCUACCGGCAUGGCCAUGAAAGUGAUGAGAAUUUCAUUGAUACGGAUGAGGGAGCAGAUACCGAUGCAGACACCUUAAAUGACCAUGUGGAUUCAGAAACCGGCGAUGACCAUGUGGAUGCCGAAACCGGAGAUGGCCAGGGUGAAGGGCAGAGCCAAUAUGAUGGUGAUCGAGAUGGCUCGGCAGGAGGAGUGUAUCCCACCAGAAAUCCAGUGCAGGUUGUGGGGCUGACUUUUUCCGUGGGUGGUCGGGUGGUGUUUUUGCUUCAUCUGAGAUGUGUUGGGUACGGCCGCGAUGAGGUUGAGGAUGAACCAAGGGAAGAAAGUGAAGGUGCUGAUGGGCAAGAGGGAGAAUAUGAGGGUGAUGAUGAACAAGAAGGAGGAUAUGAAGAUGACGAAGGAGAUGAAGGAGAUGACGAAUAUGACGAAGACGAAGAGGAAUACGGCGGCGGCGACGACGAUGACGACGGUGACGACGAUGACGACGGUGACGACGAUGACGGCGACUACCCCAGUGACAGCGACUCUGACCACCAUCAACACCUAUAUGGGGAAGACGAAAAUGUGUGCAUCCUCCCUGACUGCCCCGAGAGACUUCUCAUCAUUCAGGAACGAUUAGAAACCCGGCGUGACUUCUUCCGGGACGCGAUGAUGAUAAUGCAUGGGAAAUAUGUGCACUUGUUGGAUGUGUCCGAGAUGGGGGGCGAUGCGCAGGGAUAUAUUCCUUCUGAAAAGCCGUGGGAGAGUGAAGAUGCGCGACUGAAGUGGGCCGAAUUCUUGAACCGCGUACCCCAAUUUGUUUGCUGGGAUGCAGACAACAAUCUACCUUGCAGCAUUGACGAUCUCAAUGACUUCUACGCCCUGCGGCAGUGGAUGUUGGAGCUGCUGCCCUGGGUGGUUGAGUCACCCCCUUUGGCUAUCAGGUUGGCCUCUUGA
This is a messenger RNA of Aspergillus fijiensis CBS 313.89, 1074 nucleotides long. RefSeq lists its product as uncharacterized. The transcript has 3 exons. Bases 1 to 1074 code for a protein of 357 amino acids. NCBI's taxonomy places the organism in Eukaryota, Fungi, Ascomycota, Eurotiomycetes, Eurotiales, Aspergillaceae. The record is from RefSeq and is a predicted model, not a curated record.